Molecule: messenger RNA, 1935 nt
Organism: Penicillium canescens
Lineage: Eukaryota; Fungi; Ascomycota; Eurotiomycetes; Eurotiales; Aspergillaceae
Product: fungal specific transcription factor domain-containing protein
Exons: 2
Coding region: 1-1935 (644 amino acids)
Biological process (GO): DNA-templated transcription; positive regulation of transcription from RNA polymerase II promoter by galactose
Cellular component (GO): nucleus
Molecular function (GO): zinc ion binding; DNA-binding transcription factor activity, RNA polymerase II-specific; RNA polymerase II cis-regulatory region sequence-specific DNA binding
Source: RefSeq, a predicted model, not a curated record
AUGCUACAGAGAGCUCAACUUCCUAUCCCGAGCAUUCUCCAAAAGCCACAGUCUGGCGCCAAUGCUUCCACGAUCGAUUUUGCCAGACGUGUCUUCAAUGAAGAAGAAGCCGGUCGAACCCUCACCGGUGCAUCGAUUCCGGGCGACACAGGGGCCCCUACCUUAGACAAUUCAUUAUGGCAUCUAACAGAGGUCGAGCUACCCCCUGAGGAUGUGAUGCUAGCCUUGAUUGACGCCUAUUUUGAUCGAAUGCAAUGGUUCAUCAUGCUGUUUCACGAGCCCUCCUUUCAACAGACAGCGCGCAGGAUUCUAUCUAGAACCUCAUGGAGGCGUCAAGAUCUGAGUUCCACCAUGGCUGUUCUAGCAGUGGCCAUGAUCGGUUUGCAGUGUGUGCUACCAGAUCAAAGUUGGAGAGGGCAUGAAUUACUACGACAUUACUCAAUCGACGGGACAAAGCUUAUGCACGAGUUAAUAAAUGAGAUACGGAUACAUCUGCUUGAUAUCUCGAUCGACUGUCGGGUUGAAGCAGUCCAGGUCUGCUUCUUGAUGUCCUCUUAUUAUGUCUAUCAUAAUUCGCCGAGUAUUGCAUGGACGGUCUCCGGUAUGGCAGUGCGAUCUGCCUACGCUCUCGAUCUUUAUACAAAGUCAUCCCGGUGUGAUGAUAUUGUGAUGGAUGAGAUUCGCUCUCGGUGCUGGAAUCACGCGAUUGUUGGUGACACAUUCACGUCUGUUAUUUAUGGACGCCCUUCCUCUAUUGAUACGGGGCUAGUCGCUUUGCAUUCAUUGAAAGAUAUGGAUGAUUUGAUGAUCGAUCCAAUAUUGCUCAAUAAUGAAUGUAUACCGGACGAUAUGAGGCAAACGACGACAGCUGGCUUUUUCGCAGCAAAAUAUGAAAUUUACAACAUCAUUCGAUAUAUCCUUUCCCGCUUUCGGCGUCUUCAAUUGAGAAAGGAAAAAAUGGAAGAGGAUCUACAGUGCAUUGCAGAAGCUUCACAAGACUCUGAGGAACAAUUGAUCCGCUGGCGAAAAACAGUUCCUCGACUGUUCGACUUCGAGGUUUGGAGCCACAACAAUAGGCUUGAGCGAUUUCACCAGCAAAUUGAGAAUUUACCUCCACGCGCAAAAGCCCAGGCAGAGAUCAUCGUUCUUCAGGCAGCUUGUCUUCAACUAACAUAUGAUGGGGCUCUAAUACAAGCCUGCCGGCCUCUUUUGGAACAGAAAAUUACAAGUGCGUGUUCGCAAUAUGUGGUUAACGCAAUCUGUCGAUCCUUGAGAACGGCUACCACAGCAGCACUUCGAAUAUCACGCAUUCCGGUCCUCCAGUUCAAGCACCACUUUGCUGAAUCUUUUGCUUCUUUGCAGCAAUUUACUGCAGGAGUCAUUCUUUGCAUCUCACCAACCAGCCAACCCUUCUCUGCCAUAGCACAUGAGGCCAAGACCGGUGUAAUGCGCAUCAUUCAUGCAAGCACAGCAUUCGGUCCACACAACCGGAUAGCCAAGCAAACCGCACAGCUCCUGACGGAAUUACUCAAGGUAACCAUUGAGCGGGAGAUGUCUAGUGCUUUGAGAGGAGGACCAAGUUCUUCAAGAGAUGUGCCUGACAGUAGCGUGAAUUCGACUAUACAACAAGUACCGCUCGAUCAUCCCGUGCCUCAGUCAUCCUCUUGCCAAAAUACAUCAUCCAGCCUUCUCCCAAUGUCAACAAGUGGGGGACCACGGCAUCCAAAAAAGUGCACAGGUAGCUUCGAACAGAUUCACCAGCCUGGUGGGCUGGCAAAUAUGACAAUCCAACCAUCUUUCGAACCCUCGGAAUGCCCCUCCGCAAACAUCUUCGAACAACUCGACGAUACCUUCGGCGCCUUUGGAGAACUAAUGUUCAACCUGAUACCGGAUGACCAGAGUAGUGCUUGGAACUGGGGACGAACCUUUCCUUGA